Messenger RNA from Aspergillus uvarum CBS 121591, 720 nucleotides. RefSeq lists its product as uncharacterized. Bases 1 to 720 code for a protein of 239 amino acids. The record is from RefSeq and is a predicted model, not a curated record. Lineage: Eukaryota; Fungi; Ascomycota; Eurotiomycetes; Eurotiales; Aspergillaceae. The transcript is spliced from 2 exons.
AUGGUCGUGGACUUGGACAAGGGUCGAUUCUUCGAACCGUCGCGAAAGUACUGGGAGGAGCUCGAAGGCAUGCGGAUCCGCUGCAGAGCAGUUCUUGCCGACCACCAGGAACCGACAACAUAUUGGACACUGGGAGACCCCAACCCUCCGCCACCACCAGCCCGGCAGUCAGGAAUGAUCCCCACCGCUGCCGACUGGGCGAACUGGCCCUUGGUCCGGGGCGUCUGGGACCCGAACGUGCACGGCUGGCCGCCGGCCGGGGUGCGGCUCUCGGACGCAUGGGUGUAUCUGGCCCUGAAAUACCUGAAAAGGGAUAUCCGCAUCAACUCAUACUGGGCCGAUUUUAACCGAGACGGAAUCAUCCGGUCAAACCGAGUCCCCAUGGGCGACGCCAUGAUGGUCGCGGGCCACGGGCUCGUGUCCUACCCCGUCUACCAGGAGUGCUUCCACGUCCUUGUGGAGCACCUGCAGUCUCAUAGGGCCGUGCAAAACGCCGGCGGGGGCGCCAGGACUCGAUGUGUCGAGCAAUGGGUCUCUUGUCGGAACGAUCCUGUCAUUCAGUACUACCGCUCGCCCCCGGACGCCGAGAGACAGGAUGUUUCGUAUCGACUCGAAUGCCUAGACAAUAUGCAACCGUGGACAUACUGCUCUGGAUGGGCGGGUUCGGACCCACUCGAGCUUCGCAACGGUUGCUGGCCUGAUCCGUCUGGUCAAUCGUGA